AGUUAUUGGGAUAUGGUUGCUGUCCCCGCAGCAAGCAAGCAGAAUGGUAGAAACGAUCGCGGCAGCGGUGCACAGCGACUCUGAGGACGACGCCUUUGAGAGGAAGAUUCGGAGCUUGCUCCAUGAGGCCCAGGCCGACUGUUUGGAUUCCAUCUCGAAGCAGCUAGCGUCGCAAUGCCACGCGUGGAAGGACAUGAAGCCCCUUGCCCGAGUCCUACUAUCUCAUGCUCUCCUGAGGCCGGAGCUCCACGAGAUGCUGGCCGAGCUCGUGCCCCGGCUGAGUGCGCUCCUCCCCGAGCUCCCGGCGGAGGCCGAGGGCGAGAGCCCCGUGACCUUCGCGAGGCUGCUGCUGAACGCGUGCCAGGACGAGUUCGAGUGCCUGCUCGCCUCGCGCGAGCCCGCGGACCCGGCGCUCGCCGGCGCGUCCCUCGUGGUUCUGCGUCCACCUGCUGCCCGACGACAGCAAGUACGGCGCAGGGACCUUCGAGGUGCCGGCCGCCGCCCCCUUCGGCGAGGCCCUGGGCGCGCGCGUCCGGGCCAGGCUGGGCGGCGGCCUGCGCGUGCGCGUGGUGCUGGCGUCGGAGGACGGCCAGGCACUAUGGAUGGAGGACCGCAGUGGCCUGCUGAAAGCCCUGAUGAGCUACCUGGGGCACCUCUGCGUGUGCAGGGUCCUGGCCAUGAAAGUCCUUCCGAUGAUCCUGGACGACCUGCUCGGGGCUGGCGGGCCCGCGGAGCACCUCGCCGCGUGCGCGCAGGACGUGCCUCCCUUCCCCCCCGCGGGUGCCCCGUGGAGGACCAAGGCUGGCCAGAAGGUGCGCAUCAGGUUCGUCAGGAGGCUGACGCGCGGCAGGGCGGCACCGUCGUCCCGGAAGUGCGAGGCGAGGGACGUCCGCGCGUGAGAGGCCUGAUCUUCUGCGCAGUGACUUCGCACGUUCUGUCUGCCUGGAGCUUUUUUACCCCAACCAUCACUUCCAAUGACUCCGCGGCAACACGGGCAGAGUGAAGCGCGGUGCUGCUAAUACGAUCCAUGUCUGGUUGCCCAACGAGGCAGCCUGGGUGGAUCUAGAGCAGCGCAAUGUGGUGCCACCCGCUCAGUGCAAGCCUAGGUGUCCGUGCGGAUCCUGCAACCCCAGUUCAAUUUUUUGUUGCAGAUGCACGCCGUAGUAUUUUUUAGCGCGAUGCUUUCCAUCUUGGCCGGCUCGUUAACCACUCCAGAGCGGGGACUCAUUGCUCCCGUGGGGAAUAUGACCACGGGGGUAAAACAGUGGGCAGCUCCCACACAUGGAGUGGUGAAAAUUUGAGCCGCACAUCGCAGCUGCUCUGAUGGGCACUUGUUUCAAACACCGAAAUUGGUGGGCCCCUUUCCUCAUUCUGCACAAAGCAGCUCGUGUGCCAAGAGCGGAGAUCACAGGUCAGUCUUCGCAUCUUGUGUCAAAUUUUUGUUAUGUAGACGCCACUUUUGUCCAGACCUCCUUGUCACAUACGGCAUCACCUCGUCCUCGUCGUGAUCGUCCUCCUCUUCAUUCCCCGUGCGAAUGGCAACUUUCCAUGGUGGUGCUCUCUGAUGCAGUCGAGUCAGAGGCGAGCUUACAUCUUGAUUGACAUCACCGUGCUGACAGUCUCUGGGUCCAGUGUGCAUGCUGCGAAUGGGAGUUGCAA
This is a messenger RNA of Prorocentrum cordatum, 1659 nucleotides long. The record is from the annotation of a GenBank genome assembly. Lineage: Eukaryota; Dinophyceae; Prorocentrales; Prorocentraceae.